GAAACCUGGCCAUUAUAGCUAGCUUAGCCCAUUGUAGCUACUUUCACUCCCAAGUCCCACCGCUUGUGUUUUCUACUCAUGGGAAAUUCUACAUUGCAACACUAUUUCACCUUGUUGAUAGUCCUCUUCACUAUCUUUCUUGCUUUCAGUCCAAGAAUCCAGGCUCAAGUCGAUGAAACAAGCUUGAAGGCAAUGGGCGAUGCGCUAGAAUGGCCAAUGUCCAUGUAUUUCGAUGAAAGUAGUGAGCUUGAUGGUGGAUUGGUGGAUCUUGAUGACGGUGAAGAAACUAGUCGUAGAUCUUUACUUUGGACGAGAACGCAUUACUACAUCUCAUAUGGAGCUUUGUCUGCCAAUAGAAUUCCUUGUCCUGCAAGGUCCGGUAGAUCUUACUAUAGCCACAACUGCUUCAAGUCUAGGAUUCCUGUCAAUCCCUACUCAAGAGGGUGUUCUAGGAUCACUCGUUGCCGGAGAUGAGUGGCGGGUUUUGCUGGGUUUGUGCCUGAAUUAUCAAACGCUACUAGUAGACUGUGAUGAUAUAUGCAUGUGCUUGUGUAUUACUAUUUGUUAAGGCGGGAAUGUCUUAUGGGUUCGGACCAUUUUGCGGCAUUAUGCUUAAGAAUGCAUUAAUGGUGUUUUUGUAUGUGCCCGAAUAGUGUUUAUAUAAUAAUAUAGCAGUUAAAUUACUACUACUAAA
Molecule: messenger RNA, 694 nt
Organism: Populus trichocarpa (black cottonwood)
Lineage: Eukaryota; Viridiplantae; Streptophyta; Magnoliopsida; Malpighiales; Salicaceae
Product: protein RALF-like 34
Exons: 1
Coding region: 79-474 (131 amino acids)
Source: RefSeq, a predicted model, not a curated record